Schistosoma guineensis is the source of this 1795-nucleotide messenger RNA. The record is from the annotation of a GenBank genome assembly. NCBI's taxonomy places the organism in Eukaryota, Metazoa, Platyhelminthes, Trematoda, Strigeidida, Schistosomatidae.
AAAAAUCUUGAUAUACAAACAUUUCUACAAUUAUCCAAAAUGAUUUGUGAUUUUUUCGGUAAGUACACAUGUUAUACUUUGUGUUGUUGAUUGUAAAUCAAUAUUUUUGUCGAUCAGGCUUAUGGGAUUCAAAAUUUGCAUUAUUACGAAAUGAUGUGGAAGGGAAUAUUAAAAAAGUAUCACGUGCAUCUACCAAUCUACAUGUGAAUACGUUAUAUGACUUAUUAGCUAAUGAAAUAAAUCGUGAUGAUUCUUCCGGAUCAAUUGGUUUAUUAUGGUUAAAGCGUACAUUUCAAUUUCUUAUUUGUUUCCUGCAUUACUUUGCUCAAUCUAAGAAUAAUGAAUUAAUACGUGAUAUGAUUAUAAGAGCUUAUGAUAAAACAUUGACAAGAUAUCAUAACAAAUUAAUGCGUCAUGCAUUUCGUUUUGUUUUACUCAUUGUCCCUAAACGAUCGGUAUUUAUUAGAAAAUUAGGAUUGGAACAGGAUAAUUGUGAGUUGUUGGUACUUAGAGAAGCAGGACAAUUUGCAGUGUCAAUCGAAGCUCAUGUUCAAACUUUAAAUCAAAUGUUAGUUUUAUUCGGUUUGGAAGAUCCACUGAUUAGUUGAAUUAUUUGUUUUUCUUCUACUUCUUCUUCUUCUUCUUCUUCUUCUUCAAAAUAAUCUAUCCAUUUGAAUUCAUUCUCAUUUCGCGCUCCUUAUCACAUCAACAUCAAUCCAUUCAAAAUAGAAUGUUAGAUAUUACCAACCAUGUAAUUUAUUCUCAUAGAUCAUCCUCACCAUCACCAUCACCACCACCAUUAUCAUCAUCAUCAUCAUUAUCAUCAACGACAUAUUCAAAGGAGACCUUCUGUGUUACCGGUUUAUAUUUUCAAUUAAACUUGGGAUCUUUCAUUUUUUGUUUGUUUCCAACACCUCCUUUCUUUAUUCAAUACAUUGAAUAAAUUUAAAAGUAUUUUUAUAACAGAAUCUAUUUUUUAAGAACUAUCUUCAGAUAUUACUUUAUUGUUAAUUCAGUGACAAGUUUGGAAGGAGGCUGGGUGUGGUGGUGGACAAUCAAAUUGUAUUUCAAUACAACAUAACAGAGCAUCAUUGUAAACUCAAUCAAUACUUCAUUGGUAAAAAAUGUUAAACAAUCAUCGCAGAUAUUGUCGUUUCUACGUUUCUAUACCAAUCACUCACUGGUGUCAUUCUCUUCUCUUUGAUCAUGUCGACCUUCGAUCUUCAGUCAUUACACUUUUGUUUGGUGAUACAUACUACUUAUAUCUGUCAAAAUCAGUAGUACACACUGCAAUUUUAUUUAGUAAUGUGUGAAAUUCUUAUUGUUCAGUGUGUACUUUUGUGAUAAUUUUCUUUUAAGAUGUAAUAGUGGUAUAUAUGUAUGUGUGAUAUCAAAAGGGGUUUUGUGAAUAUUAUAGUAGUUUUAAUAGUUGAGAUCAUAAGUCAACUAAAGCAAAACACCACCAUAGAAAACCUGGAAGCACUAGACGGCCAUUUCGUCCUACUGUGGUCCUGAGUUUAAGUCUUGCGAGGCGGGAUCAUGGAUGAGCACUACUGUGGAGUCCUACAGUAGGACGAAAUGGCUAUUCAAUGCUUUCAGGUUUUCCAUGAUGGUCUAGCUUCAAGUGAUUCAUGAUCUCAACUAUAUUUUUUUGACUUUUUUUUCAAACUGUUCUACUUGAUUAUUUUUUGAUAAACAAAAAGACAAUAUGAUAUACACAUACUUCCUUUACAUUCCAUUGUAUAAAGUGUUACUUAAAUAUACAUAUAAACUUUAGAAUAUUCUUAACACAAUA